This is a messenger RNA of Monascus purpureus, 1963 nucleotides long. The record is from the annotation of a GenBank genome assembly. NCBI's taxonomy places the organism in Eukaryota, Fungi, Ascomycota, Eurotiomycetes, Eurotiales, Aspergillaceae.
UGACGCCUGGAUCUCAGUCGAAUGCGAUCACUUCCCAAUUCUCAGCAUUCGGCAGUCGCCUAUUGCCCGACUUCCGUGAUAGCCAGGGGGACCGCCAGAAACGGUCUCGGGCCAGACGGAGUUGAGAGUGACAAUACUACUCUGUAUGUUGUUAUAUCGAACUAGCACUGACUAGAUAUUUGUCAGAAUGAGGAUCUUGUAUAAUAUGAUUUAGCAAGAAAACAGAAUGUUUUCCGAUUGCGUGGCCAACCUGGUCGUACGCCAAGGGGCAGUACAUAUGACGUCUGUCUGACUCUCCACUCAGUAUUAAUUAUCAACCGUGUUGAAUGCUGCUCUGGCCUGAAAGCGCUUCUUCCUAUUCUUACCCAAUUACGAAUGAAAUGCUCCUUUUGACUUUGACUCAGUUACUUUCAUAUGUGUACCGUGCAGCAUGGUCAGGCAAUGGAACGCGUUGGCCACCGGCCCUACUGGCCAGGAUAUAAUGGGCAAUUGCAACACUAAUCCCCAAAGACGGUCUUGUCUUGUGAGAGGAUCAGGAUUUAAGGAUGACCCCGUAACUGCGGAAGCUGAGAAAAGACGUCGGGAGCUUAAAACCAAAAUCCUUGCCGGGGUGAAAGAUUUUAAUGUCGAGCAGUAUCGAAAGACUCAUGAGGAGUUGAAAUUGAUUGAGAACAAGUAUAUUCGAGCGUUUUACGAAACGCAGAAUCUUAAAUUGAACGAUUGGGCUGAAGUCGAUAGCCUUGUCUGCUCCUUAGCUGAUGACGUGGUUGAUAGCACCAACCCGGAUGCAAACCACGAUGGAAUUUUUGACAGAGAUACACCACUUCAUCUCACAGGAUAUGAUCUGGAGGCUUUUCUGCCAUCUGAAGAGCGAGAGAAGCGCUCUAAAAAUAAUCGGACUGCAAAAAGAGCUUUGAACAUCAACAUGCUGGCGAACAUCCUUCUUUUGAUAGCAAAAAUAAUUGCAGUGCUGUCUACGCACUCACUUGCUCUAAUUGCUUCCCUUACAGAUUCUGCUUUAGACCUUUUGUGUACAGUGAUUAUUUGGACAACAGAUCGCCUGGCCAAUUGGAAGAAGCAAGCUCUGUAUAUGAAGUUCCCAGCUGGCCGUCGCCGACUAGAGCCGCUGGGCGUCCUGGUGUUCUCAAUUCUUAUGGUAGUUUCAUUUUUUCAGAUACUGCAAGAAUCUAUCAGCAAGCUCCUCCCAUCCGGUGACCACAGCACCCUCAAAUUACCAAGGCUUGCUAUCUGGGCAAUGGUUGGGAAUAUCGUCGUUAAGGGGCUAGUUGGCCUAUAUUACUUUAGAUUCAAGAGUCCACAGGUACAGGCUUUGGUUCAAGAUUGUAAGACAGAUGUUUAUUUCAAUUUAUGUUCUCUCCUCUUCCCUUUGAUUGGAUAUCAAUUGGACAUGUGGUAUCUAGACCCCUCAGGAGCGACACUUCUAUCACUCUACGUUAUAUACGACUGGGCACAUACUACACUUUCAACAAUUACCAGGUUGACAGGUGCUGCAGUACCGGCCCACGUGGCGAAAAAAAUGAUGUACCUCGCUUGGCGGUUUUCUCCUGUCAUCGGAUCUUAUAAAUCGAUGACGGCCUACUACCUCGGAGACGGCAUCAUUGUUGAGGUCGAAAUAACGCUGGAUGAGAACACUUCUCUGUGCCAAGCUCACGAUAUCUGUCAAACAAUACAGUACUGCUUCGAAGGACUAGCGGAAGUUGACAGAAGUUUUGUGACGGCAGACUAUAGCUCGCUUGGACUUCGGGACCAUGCUGCAUGACCCCGAAGGCUGCUGGUGUCGCUUGGAGACGUCAAGCUUACAUGCUGUUUAACAGGAAGGGCACGUUCAGGUCGUAGGAAUAUAUUCUCUUAUCUUGUGAGGGUAGAGGUACCAUCGAAAGCGUCACCAUCAGAAUAGCCAUUGAUUUUCAUUGACCUUCCCAAUAGCGAAAGGUUUCAAGAA